CAUGAAUCCGACGUGUGAAUCAAGGCCGCACAGAAGUGCUCUGUUUCACAGAAGAGCUGUAAAUCUCUAAGCGUUCGUCAAAUGUCUGCACCUUUAAGCCAGGCUCGAGUAAUUAAAUGUGCGCGCCUCAUGCCGGUUUUCAAGGCCUCUCCAGAUCGUAGCCUUUUCCAUGGAGAAUGAAAUCAAUGACAAAUUUGAGUACAGCCCACUCAAGGACGAUUCUUCAUAUGGGGAUUCCAAUACUCCGGGAGCAUGGGGUAUAAGGCUCAUCCAACUUCAGCCCCCGAGCGGCCAAUUUAUAUCGUGUUCCUUGAUUCACACUUCUCUGGGAGCAACAGAUGGCCAUUAUGAAGCCUUGUCGUACGUAUGGGGCAAGCCGGAGUGCACAGAGCGAAUCUUGGUUAAUGGAAAAAUGCUGUCAAUCACGUCGAAUCUUGCAUCUGCUUUGCGAAGGUUGCGGUAUCCCAGAUCCCCUCGAAGGCUAUGGAUCGACGCCAUCUGCAUCAAUCAAGAAAACGUUGAAGAGAAGAAUCUUCAAGUAGGUCGCAUGUGGGCUAUCUAUGCUCUGGCAAGCCAAGUAAUCAUUGAUCUUGGCGAGGAAACGUGGAACAGCAGUUUGGGGAUGAAUAUGAUCCAACGCCUUGCAAAUGCUGGCAAUAGCCCACAAGAAAUUUUGGAUUUUUUCAACAAAAGCUCCGAUCACAAGUUUUCUGUCGCAUGCAAAGGCAUGCGUGACAUAUUUGACAGGCCGUGGUGGUCCAGAGUAUGGAUUGUGCAAGAAGUCGCUGUCGCGAGCAGAGCGGUAGUCAUUUGUGGAGACAGAUCGCUUAUGUGGUCUGACUUCGAAAAGGUCGUGGAAAUUUUGACCGAUCUCUCGUUCCGGCCGGAGAAGUAUGUGAAGGCCUAUAUGGCGGAUAUUCGAUUUCUCUACUUGCCCUCCGUUCAUUUAGCACCUGCAUGGUCAGUCUCCACAGCCCGGAAACGUUUUCGCGUGAGCGAAGAGCAUAGUCUAGCCGCGACGAUGAUAUCAUUCAAAUCGACUCAUGCCACGGAUCCAAGAGAUCAUCUGUACGGGCUAUUGAGGUUGUUUUCUUCGUUCCAACCCAUAGUUCCAGAUUACACUCGAACACCCUCCUCCGUAUUCAUGGACGUGGUGAGACUAUCCAUAAAAAGUGACGUGGGCCUUGCAAUCUUUUCUGCAUUAGAUUAUGGGAACAAUAGGUUGGACCUGCCUUCUUGGUGUCCCGACUGGACCGCUCCCAGCCCAGCAAAUUUUCCUUUUUACAUGCCGAUAUUCCGCUGUACGAAAACGAAGGAGGUGAACAGCAUAUUUGACGGACGAAUGCUUACUAUCCGCGGAAUCAGGCUCGAGAACAUCACCAAAACCGGUAGCCCAAGCUCGAUCCGGAUGAUGCUGCCACUCGAAGAGAUCUACGAGGCUGCGAACAGCCUUCGUCCCCAUGGCAUGAAUCCGCUUGACUUCACACGCCGGGUUGCGGAAUUUAUCGAAAGAUUGACGACGAUUUUCGCGCGGGAGCGCUAUUAUACGGAUGCGAGCGCGACCGGCGAUCUCAAGGAUCGUAUGAUAGCACAGAUAUACGGGACGUGGCGCAUGCGACGCACACUUGAAAUUGCGUCGAACCCGGGAAGUUACACCUUGGGAGUGCAGCAUCUUUCUGACAAGAGCGCAUUGGGUGUGCUGAAUCUCAGCAAAGACACCCAAAUUUUGAAUAUAGCUCAUGGUAGACGGAUCUUCAUCACCGAGAAUGGUGAGUUGGGCCUUGCACCGAGUGCUUCACAAGGUGGAGAUAUUGUUGUUGCCCUGUAUGGGGGAAGAACACCAUUCUGUCUGCGUCCAAUAUCUGCGACAGGAGACACCAGCUAUGAAAUUAUUGGAGAUUGGUGA
This is a messenger RNA of Verruconis gallopava, 1906 nucleotides long. RefSeq lists its product as uncharacterized. The coding region runs from base 170 to 1906 and encodes 578 amino acids. NCBI's taxonomy places the organism in Eukaryota, Fungi, Ascomycota, Dothideomycetes, Venturiales, Sympoventuriaceae. The record is from RefSeq and is a predicted model, not a curated record. The transcript has a single exon.